This is a messenger RNA of Trichomonas vaginalis G3, 957 nucleotides long. Its product is annotated as ribosome biogenesis. Gene Ontology annotation, biological process: ribosomal large subunit assembly; cytoplasmic translation; ribosome biogenesis. The transcript has a single exon. The record is from RefSeq and is a predicted model, not a curated record. Gene Ontology annotation, molecular function: structural constituent of ribosome; large ribosomal subunit rRNA binding. Bases 1 to 957 code for a protein of 318 amino acids. Gene Ontology annotation, cellular component: cytosolic large ribosomal subunit. Lineage: Eukaryota; Parabasalia; Trichomonadida; Trichomonadidae.
AUGCAUCACGAGAAGCAUAUCCCACAGAAGAAGUUAGACUACGUCACAAAGCUCCAUGCUCUCUUCCGCAAGUACCACAAGGUUGUCGUUGUUACAUCCAUGAACGUUACAGCCAACCAGCUCCUCAACAUCCGUGCUGGCCUUGCUGAACACGGCUGCGAGGUUCUCUUCGGUAAGAACUCCCUUAUGCGCCGUGCUGUUGAUCAGCUCAAGGAAGAACUUCCAGGCAUCAGACAGCUCGAAGAACACCUUUACCACGGUGCUGGCCUUAUCUUCACAAAUGGCAACUUCAAGGCUAUCAAGGACGUUAUCGAUGCUAACUGCCUUGGUUCCGCUGCUAAGGUUGGUGCCAUCGCUCCAUGUGAUGUCAUUCUUCAGCCACAGCGCACAUCCAUGUCACCAAACGAUAUCAAGAUCCUCCACGCUCUUAACAUCCAGUGUAAGAUUUUCAAGGGCACAAUCGAAAUCACAGGUGAAAAGCAACUCAUCUGGGAAGGCCAAAAGGUUGGUGCCUCUGAAGCUAACAUCCUUAACAUCCUCGGCAUCAUGCCAUUCAAGUACACACUCAAGAUCGAGGCUCUCUACGAUCAUGGCAACAUGUACGACCCAUCCAUCCUUGCUAUCACAGAGGAAGUCCUCGGCGAGAAGUUCCGCACAGGUCUCCGCAACGUUACAGGCCUCGCCCUCGCUGUCGGCUACCCAUGCGCUGCUUCUGCUCCACACCUUGUCGGCUCUGCUUUCAAGGACAUUGCUGCCAUUGCUAUUGCUAUCGAGCACAACAUGAAGCAGAUCGAGGAUCUCCAGAAGCUCCUUUCCGAUCCAGAAGCCCUCGCCGCUGCCGCUAAGGCCGCCGCCGCUGCUGCUCCAGCUGCUGCCGCUGGUGAAGCUCCAAAGGAGGAGGCUAAGGAAGAGGAAGCUGCUGCUCCACUUGACCUUGGUGAUAUGUUCGACUUCUAA